AUGAACUGUUUUACAGCAAUGAAUAUGAGGCUGACAGGCCUGCUGCUAGCCAGUUGUGUCAUUUUGGCUCCGGCAAUGUAUUUUGAUUUAGGGGAACAGGAGGAAAAGUGUAUCAUUGAGGAGAUUCCAGAGGACACACUUGUGUCAGGUGUCUUUCUGCUAGAGUACUGGGAUGAAAAUAAGAAGGCCAAUAUCCCACACCUUGGUUUGACUGUGACUGUGAGAGACCCUAACCAUGCGGUGGUCUUGUUAAAACGCUUUGGGAGAUAUGGAAAAUUCGCCUUUACAUCCCAUGCUUCGGGUCAACAUUUCUUGUGCAUGCAGUCCAACUCCACCAGGUUCUCUGUGUUCGCUGGAGAUCGUCUGAAAGUGCAUUUAGAUGUCCAGAUGGGCGAACAUACCAUUGAUCCUAAUGCUGCAAAGGCAAAAGACACCAUGAAAGCAAUGGAGUACAACUUGCAACAUCUCAUUGACCAGAUGCGUUACAUUAGCAGGCAGCAAAAUUUCCAAAGGGAACGUGAGGAGAAGUUUCGCCAAAUGAGUGAGGAGACAAAUGGAAACGUUUUGUGGUGGGCCAUUAUUCAGACAUCAAUACUCCUUUCUGUUGGAAUCUGGCAAAUAAAAAACCUCAAAAACUUUCUCAUUGAAAAGAAGUUGGUUUAG
Messenger RNA from Sinocyclocheilus anshuiensis, 663 nucleotides. RefSeq names its product transmembrane emp24 domain-containing protein 11. Lineage: Eukaryota; Metazoa; Chordata; Actinopteri; Cypriniformes; Cyprinidae. Bases 1 to 663 code for a protein of 220 amino acids. The transcript is spliced from 5 exons. The record is from RefSeq and is a predicted model, not a curated record.